This is a messenger RNA of Mizuhopecten yessoensis (Yesso scallop), 2973 nucleotides long. Its product is annotated as protein DGCR14-like. NCBI's taxonomy places the organism in Eukaryota, Metazoa, Mollusca, Bivalvia, Pectinida, Pectinidae. The coding region runs from base 140 to 1570 and encodes 476 amino acids. The transcript is spliced from 8 exons. The record is from RefSeq and is a predicted model, not a curated record. Gene Ontology annotation, cellular component: catalytic step 2 spliceosome.
AGCAUAACUAUGUUAUACGAAAAUGACAUAGAUCACUAAUAAAAACGUCGUAAAAUGUCUUGAGAUGUUGACACCACUCAGUAGGCAAUCGCCUAUUUUGUGAUCAAUUUAGGCCGAACAUAUAUCAAGCGGUAUCAUUAUGGCUCUUCAGAAAGCAGACGACCUAACUGUUGCUACUACAGGUUCACAGCGACAAGAAAAUCAGAAAAAUACAGUAAAGGUGCUUGACGAAGAAACCUACACAAAGAAUCUUGAAAAUAUCAUUGAAAGAGAUUUCUUCCCGGAUAUGCCUAAGCUCCAGUCCCAUACAGAAUACUUCACAGCCCUGGAGAAAAAUGACCUGGUCAAGCUUCGGGAGAUACAGAUGAGGAGAAACACCAAUCGGCCAAACACCGGCUCUAGCACAGGAUACACCACACCAGCCACCUUUGAGACUCCAGAACCAGAAAGUAGGCAGAAGUCUCCAAAACAGAGAGAACCUGAGACAGAGUCCAAGACAACAAAAGAAAAAGACUUUGCAAAUCUGGAUAAGUUCCUGUCUAAAAACACCAGUGAAGACAAUGCAUCCUUUGCUGAGAUUCUGGAGGAGACACAGAAGCAGCAGAGAGAGAAGCAUGCCUGGCUGUAUGAAAAUGAAAGAGACAGAACAACGGAAGAGGAUGAACGUUUGGCAUUACCCAGUAUAGAACAGCAGGCUAUAGAGGCGCCACCUCAAGCUGGAGCAGACUCCUGGAAGUAUAAGGCUAGGAACUCACUUAUGUAUGUCCCUGAUGGUGUAAAAUUAAGUAAAACUGAAGAGAUGGAGUUAAAAAAAGGCAAAUCAAGGGAGAUAAUUCAUGAGAAUACAAGAUUCCAGAUCAGUCCUUGGAACCAGAUAAAGAGUACUGAACAGAUAAAAAUGGCAGCAUCAUUGAAAGCUCUUGCGUGCUAUGGCAAGAUAGGUCACGACGGAAAAGAGGUCAUGCCCUUAGAAUCUCCUAAAGUCAAUGGCUACGGUUUUGUGGGCACGCCCUCUCCGGCUCCUGGUGUAGAUGAAUCGCCAUUUAUGACUUGGGGUGAGAUUGAUGGCACCCCGUUCAGAAUAGAGGGCAGUGACACACCUUUCACUGGGAUAGGAGGUCCAGCAUUCAAGAUUCCAGAGAUGCCAAAACGAGACAGACUUGCUUUAGAUCUUUCAGAGAAAGCCAGUAAAGCUCACAGGGACAAAAAAGAAAAGGCACUCAAGUCUGUACAAGCUAGACUGUCAUCGCCCUCUCCAAAAUUUGGAAGAUCUACAACAGAAAGACUUCAAUCUAUGUCGCCAGCCGCACAGAGACUUGCAACAGCUCAGCUUGGUGUUCGAACACAGUCAGACAAAGCCUUACAAGCUAGUUACACCCCAUCUCCCACUCACAGACUCGCAGGAGGCAAGACUCCCACCCUUACUCCUAAACUUACCCCCAAAAGUGCCAGUAGUACUCCUACAGGUGAGAGAACUCCGGGAAGUAAGAGAGAGGGUUCAGAUAUUGCUUCUCUUACUGACAAUCUGCUACAGUUACCUAAAAGGAAAAAAGCCUCAGAUUUCUUCUAAGGGAUUUUAUGUUCCAUACCAAUUAAUUUUAUCUUCAAUUCGUUAGAUUAUUCGAUGGAAAUUUGUGUGAGUUAGAAAUGUGUGUGUGAUGUACCCUGAGAAAAUGUGUGAGUUAGAAAUGUGUGUGUGAUGUACUCUGAGAAAAUGACUUUGCAAAACAGGAUUUGUUUAGGUCUGGAAGUUCUUCUUACGAGGAACAUUCCUCUGAAAUAUUUUUUUGUUCUGAGAGAAAAUUUGAUGGAGUCCGGUAGGAUUCAUUGAUUUCAAUAUGAAAGGCUAUCAAUAAACAAUUCAGACGUCAUUGGAAACAUUGGAGGUUUUCCUAUAUUCACUAGAACGAUAUGCACCCUUAUUAUCGAGGGCUAAAAAAGUCAUAAUUAAACUGGAGCGAAAAUUUCCUGGUUACAGUAUAUCCUUCAGAAAGGGCUUCAUCAGCAAUACCGGAUAUCCAUAAAUUGUACCAGCUUCUUGCUGGAUAUAUAUGGUACUAUUAUGUUGUGGAGGACUGGGAUAAUACAGGUAGUAAGUGCAGAGAUACAUAUCACGAUACUGGAUGUCUGAUAUGAUAUGUAGCAGGAUUUAUUAGUUUGCUUGUUUGGGAAGGUUGAAAAAAAAGGAACAUUACAAUGAACAGAUUUUCAAUAAUAUAGACUAGGUAUGCAUUAAUAUAGUUGGUCAGCUCCAAAAGUGAUAUUAUUAUCAAGCUAACAAGUCAUUAGUCGGAAUAAAAGCAACUAUCAUUAUCUUUUCUAAUAUCAAAAGCAAGUAAAUCCUGACUUGAGAAUGUUUUUCAGGCAAAACGAUAUUAACAUGUUUUCUAGUAUUGAUAUGUAAUAUAGCACAGGGAAAAAGCGAUACAUACAUGCUGAUACAUCGGUGUAUCAUCCCAGCCCUAAUAUUGUUUUGCAUGUUCUGCUGUAGUAACUGGUAAGGAAAGGUCAAUAACAGAUAAAUAUAUGUUUAACGCUCUUCUUGUUUAAUGACAGGUUUGUUAAAGGUAUCAUACCAUGUAUAAUGAAUUCAUAGACUUGUGAAAACAGUGGGAGGUCAGAUGCUGGGUAAUGCAAGAGGCUUGUAAUCACGUUAUGCAUAUAAAUUGUCAAAUACAUGUAUAGCUUACAUACAUAUUCCAUGAAUUGCUAACAUGCUCAAUGUAAAAGGUGAUAUCAAGUUAAAAUAUAUGUAUAUUUCUUCUUUUCACACCGUUAUGAAAGUAUUCCCUAUAUUAAUAAAAUCACAUGUUGUAAUAAUUUUACAGAAUAUAUCUGUUUGAUAUUUGAAAAUGAAAAUAAAAUAACAAAAACAAAUAAAUGAAAAGGCCUAAUGUUGCUACAUGUGUCAGAGAAUCAUAAAUGCACAAUCAGAUUAAAAUACAAAUCUUAAUGGUUCAACUUAUGGACUGC